Molecule: messenger RNA, 4134 nt
Organism: Acipenser ruthenus (sterlet)
Lineage: Eukaryota; Metazoa; Chordata; Actinopteri; Acipenseriformes; Acipenseridae
Product: serine/threonine-protein kinase pim-3-like
Exons: 6
Coding region: 1041-1982 (313 amino acids)
Biological process (GO): negative regulation of apoptotic process; regulation of mitotic cell cycle; protein autophosphorylation
Cellular component (GO): cytoplasm
Molecular function (GO): protein serine/threonine kinase activity; ATP binding
Source: RefSeq, a predicted model, not a curated record
ACUGUAUAAAUGGGUAAUUGUAUGUAAAAAUAAUGUGAUAUCUUGUAACAAUUGUAAGUCUGCUAAGAAAUAAAUAAUAAUAAUUACAGCGGUGCAAAGAGGGCACUUCACAGGGAGCACCAUGCUGGUUUCACACAGUCCACAGCAACUCCACGCUGCAGCUUCUCCUGUUGCUGUGGCGACCGAGCGGCGCUCUGAUUGGUCACCCUGGUCGUUACUGAAACUCCUUUUAGUUGUUGUUUAGUGUCCAUCCAAUCGCCGCCUCUCCCUCUUCCCACGCCCCACCCCCCCUUUGUCUAUCCACGCGGUGAUUGGCCAGUCUGUCAAUACAAAAUCAAAAAUCGCGCGCUGCCGCCUGGGCGUUCCGAGACCGUUGGGCGUGUCCUGCCUUUGCCAGCGCCGCGCUGUGAUUGGCCGGGAGGUGUUUUUUUUUAUUUUUAUGAAUGGAUACAGUUUGUGCAGCCGAGAUUGUGACGUCACCUGGCUGGUGACUGCAUUUAGUUGUAGUAGAGAGAGAGAGAGAAAAAAAAAGAGGAGGAAAAGCAGCGUGGUCUGAGGAACCGGCUUAACCGGCGUGUGGAGCGAAACCGCUGCGGGCUGGGAAUCUCGUUGAACCGGGUUCCCUUCUCUCCCUCCCGCGCACCCGGCUUAGGGGCACAUGUUUUAAACUCGUGAGGAAGAAGAGGGCGCAGCUGGUCCACGAUUUAAACAUCCAGUCUGUGUGAAAGCAAGGGAAUACACCAGCACACGGGCUGGGAGGGACGGGUCGAUGCGAGGCACGCUAAGGAUGCGCUUCUGAAAGCUGCGCACCCUCGCCGGUUUCUGCGGGGCGAGCGGUAGGAAGUCGGAAGAUCAUUGUUUUGUUAGUUUGUUUUUUUUAAAAAAUAUUUGUUGUUAUUCCUCCCUUGCCCCCAUCGUUUGAAAUAACAAACAACUCAACAGCAACACAACAUCCCAGUAACACAGAAACAGCGCAAGAACCGGACAAGCCAACCCUUAGCGUUUCAAACAUUUCUCAUUUGAUUACUGUUUGUGUGGAAAUGCUGCUGUCCUCUAACCCGACGACGCCGAACACGGGCACGUUUCUCAGGAACAUUACAACCCCAGCGAGCGCUUCACAAUCCGGAUUGCCAGCAACAGUCAAGGAGCCCCUUGAGAAGGUGUACCAGGUGGGGCCGGUGGUUGGCAGAGGGGGGUUCGGGACGGUCUACGCAGGGGUCCGCAUCAGCGACGGGCUGCCGGUGGCGAUCAAGUACGUGACCAGGGACCGGCUUGGAGAGCUGUGCACCAUGGAGGGCCGGCUCGUGCCUCUGGAGAUCGUGCUCCUGCGGAAGGUGUCGGUGGGGGUGGGUUCGCGGGGGGUGGUCCGGAUGCUGGAGUGGCGCGAGUGUCCCGACGGGUUCCUGAUGGUUCUGGAGCGGCCCGAGUCCUGCCAGGACCUGUUCGACUUCAUCUCGGAGCGCGGGACACUGCCUGAGGACACGGCCCGCACCUUCUUCAGCCAGCUGAGCCGCGCGGUGCAGCACUGCCACGCCCGCGGCGUCCUGCACAGAGACAUCAAGGAUGAGAACGUGCUGGUGGACCUGCAGAGCGGCUCCCUGCAGCUACUGGACUUCGGGUCGGGAGCCCUGCUCCGAGAUGGGCUCUACCACGACUUCGAUGGCACUCGUGUGUACAGCCCCCCCGAGUGGAUCCGUUCGGGUCAGUACCACGGCAAGCCGGCUGCAGUGUGGUCCCUGGGGAUCCUGCUGUACGACAUGGUGUGUGGGGACAUCCCCUUCGAGCACGACGACGAGAUCACGCUGGGGCAGAUCCACUACCGCCAGUGCCAGCCCUCCGCAGCGUGCUGUCGCCUGAUCGAAUGGUGCCUGUCGCAGGACCCCAAAGACAGACCCACACUGGAGCAAAUCCUCGCACACGAGUGGCUCCACCCUGAAACCUCAGGCAGCCAAUCGGACAGCAAGCUGGGGUCGGGGGCGUAGACAGGAGGGAGGGUGGGCGGGGCUCUUUACUGUGGCCAAUGAGACAGAAGCAUAUCUCACUACUGCAAGGGAAGUACGGAGAACAAGGGCAUGAAAGAGAGCGAGAGAGGGGGAAUAGGUGCCAUGCAAGACAAGAGCGCCAUCAGGUGGAGGGAUGACCGAGAGACCGAGGACGAGGGGGGUGUGCGUGUUUGGAUUUGGGGGUCAAUGGGACCUUCAUGCUUGUUCAGGAUUUUCUUCGGGAUGGACAGAGGGAUCUGGGAUGGACUCGGAGAUUCUUUCCCAGGUUUUUUUUUUUUUUUUUUUUGGGUGAAUUCCUUGGAAAAUAAAAAGAUGUUUUCCUGUGUCGGAACGCUGCCUGUUCUGUGUGAGGAGGCUGCUGGAAUGCAGCUAGCAGAGAGGAGGGACUGAAGCAGGUCCAGGGGCACAGGACGACAGAGGACUCCUGAUGCAUCGCUGUUUGAGCCGUUCCAGGUUUUACUGAGAGCCUUGUGGGUGUGUCUGGACCCUAUAAAACGUGUAUCGCGAGCAAGCCUUGUUUCUGAAGCAGAUUAUCACUGUGGAGAGAGGUCCAGCCUGCAGCAAUAUAAACUACAGGGGCAGAAGCAGAAACGGCCUUGAUUCGAUCAACAUACUGAGGCUUUCUAUCAUUGAUUCAUUGAUUUAUUGAUGUAUUUAUUUAUUUAUUUAUUUGUACAUUUUUAGAGCCUUGUGCAGCACCAUGGACUCCCCCUGGGUUAGGUGGCUGAUGCGCUCCUGCAGGAUUCCUCAGUGCUGUAAAAUGCUCUAAAACCCAUCUGUGUCUUUUCAGAGUCUCGGAUGAUCAAAUCAACCAGCAAGGCUGACCCGGUUGAUAGUUCCUCUCCUUUCCGUUUUCCGUAGAAUGUUUUCCAUUUCUUUUAGUAUUUCCAGCGCUUGAGUGUUAAGUAGUUCUGGAUCGUUUUCUCUUCCUUCAAUAGCGCCCCCAGCAGUAUAAAGUAACUGAUCUUCUGGAGCUGAGUUUCGAACCCGAGCCAGGCAGGACCGUGUCCAGAUCCUCUUGUAGAGCUGGGCGGUCCUGACCCACAGAGCUGUGCAACAUUGUGUGCGGUGUGCCGGGACGCUGCGGAGAGACUGUAAAUACAGAGUUUCAUUUUAUAUCAAGCGUUUGUUUUCUUUGUGUUUUUUUUCUCAGCACAAGCGUAUUUGAAGGGGAAACGUUCCUCGUUGCUGUUUUAUGUUACUUGAAUUGCUUUAGGGUUGAAUUGAGAUUGUGUGCUGACUCUUGUUUUUAUUUUGUUCUUAUUAAUAAUAUUAUUAGCAGUUUCCUCCAUACAGUCUUCCCAUUGAGAGUAGUGGGAGAUCGCCGGUGCCACUCUGUGACAGUGUCAGUGUGCUGGGAGGGGCUGUUUCCGGUACACUGGAACACUGCACCUUAAACAUUCACUUUUACAAAACGGGAGAGAAACUCUUCUGAGAAAGUAAGUCAAGUAAGCACACGUCAGGAGAGAAACACACCCGACUGAAGUCCACCUCAACCUCAUGUGGUGUUGUUUUUGCUGUUACAUUGGACAAAGAUUUCUAGUUUGUCAUUGAAAGCAGGUUUCAUGUUCGUAUUUCUAAAGUUCCAUUGCUGGUGUAUUUUCUUCUGUGUGUGGGGGGGGGUGCUGCAGUUCUAGCUGCCUCUUUCAUUCUAGUACUGUACCAAAAGAGACCAUUGUCCUCAAUUACCUACUCCAUUCUGGGGGAACCAUUAUUUUGAAAUCUCUGUUCCAGGAGGGACAUUUCUGUAACCCUCCUUCAGUGGAACUGAUUUACUGUAAGUUUGUAGAAGGGGGGAAACCUUUCAUGUAACACCUCUGUUCUCCGUUUCCUGUUCACACUGCAUCGUGUCUUCAGUGACCGUGUGAUUAAAAGUGUUAGUUUAUUUAAAAGGGAAAAAUGAAAAUCUUACUGAAACUAAUUUCUGAAAGAAAGCCGUUUCACUAAGUGUUUUAUUUUUGUCUUUUAAUUGUUACCUGUUCUGUUUAACCUGUUUUGUUUAUUUUGGCAUUAUUGUUUGUAAAUGUUGAAACAAUUUUAUGUUUAAAACAACAACAGCAAAAAAAAACAAACAACAACUUGGCUUUAUUUUUAAUAUUAUUCUUUAAUAAAACCAAUUCAUUAAAUCAAA